AUUAUUUAGAAAAGAUAACUUUAGUGAGUUGUCCAGUAUCUACAGUAUCUCUGAAGGAUGGAGAAGGGAGGCUUUUAUGAAUUAGAAUACAGGGAGCAUGGAUUGGGGAUUGCAAUUACAGCCAUAUUUCUGGCUGGUGAGAUGGCUGGGACUGGGGUACUCUCACUUCCACAUGCACUAAAGGAUACAAGUUUUUACGGGUUGAUGCUGAUCACCUUGUUUACCGUCAACACUAUGUAUGUUGGAUCCAGACUAGGUCUCUGUUGGGUUAUGAUGGAGGAACGAUAUGAAAAAUUUAGAGGACAGGUUCGAGAUCCUUACCCAUCCAUUGGUGAGGUUGCAAUAGGGAAAAUAGGUCGGCACGUAUCCAGUAUUUGUAUCGCCUGUACCCUGUAUGGUGGAGGAUGUGUUAUUAUUGUCUUAAUAUCAG
Eurytemora carolleeae is the source of this 430-nucleotide messenger RNA. RefSeq lists its product as uncharacterized. The transcript has 4 exons. NCBI's taxonomy places the organism in Eukaryota, Metazoa, Arthropoda, Copepoda, Calanoida, Temoridae. The annotation marks the transcript as partial. The record is from RefSeq and is a predicted model, not a curated record.